Messenger RNA from Spizellomyces punctatus DAOM BR117, 1044 nucleotides. RefSeq lists its product as uncharacterized. Lineage: Eukaryota; Fungi; Chytridiomycota; Chytridiomycetes; Spizellomycetales; Spizellomycetaceae. The transcript is spliced from 2 exons. The record is from RefSeq and is a predicted model, not a curated record. The coding region runs from base 1 to 1044 and encodes 347 amino acids.
AUGUCACUUUCUCGACACACAUCGUCCUCCAGCACCGAUUCUGGUGGGCGCCUCAAGUUGGCCGCUAUUCGACGCACACGGUCAGCUUUUGUUCGAGCACCGCCGACAGGUUCAGCAGAGCAAAAUGCUGAGGCUACAGUGCAGCAGAAUGGAGGUGGGGAAGGCAUAGAUACUAGACCGGAAGAAAUGAUCCUCAGAGGGAAAUUUAUGACACCUGUGGCGCCUGAGGUUACUCUACAUACACGGGGCUCCGAUCUAUGCAAACGACCGGCCACUGCGGCUCCACUAUCUGGUACUGAGAAUUUAACUUACGGAAGAAAAUGGGAUAAAAGCGGAAAACUAGGGCGCGCAAGCUUUGUGGUAGCAGCUGCUGCUGCGGAGAGCUUCUCUACCGCUGAUCCAGGAUCGCGUCGAAGAAGUGGCCCUGGCGCAGAGCAGGACGAUGAACCAGCUGCGUUUUCUGAGGCCAUACGUAGCAGCAUGAUCAGCAUGCGAUCUGGUGGAGGUCCAACAGAUACCUUUUUUGAUGAUAUCAGUGGCUGGGGUGAAGGGACAGAUGAGGAGCGCGUUGCAAUGACACUGGGCGGGUCGACGUACAAUUAUCUGACUUGUGAGAACGAUGCCCAGAGCCGAGAUGCAGAUGACACUAGCACUGAUAUAGUGCGACGCAUUAGACGGCUGCGCUUUAGAAAGAAAUCCUCACGAGGGUCUGACGCGCAGAAAACUGUGAGAAGUGCUAAGGCGGCAAAGCUUAGAUGUUCUGGUGAAGAUGAUGAUGCUGACGGAAUUGUGGAAGAUGAAGACACAUCAGAUGCGAAUGUGCUCGAACAACAGGGCUCAAGUCUCGAGGGAGAGCGCCUUGCCGAAUCGACCACCAAAGAGGAACCGACAGAUCUUGCUUUCAAAUCGACGGCGUCCAGCUACCUGCAUAACCAGAGAGGACACCGGUUCACCCCGCCAUCGCCCGCCGUUCGAACCUUCUAUAUUUCCACCUGCAUCCCAAAGUAUGGCCCUCCUCCGCAAGAAACUCUUGUCAUCCGCUAG